This is a messenger RNA of Plasmodium vivax (malaria parasite P. vivax), 1089 nucleotides long. RefSeq lists its product as hypothetical. NCBI's taxonomy places the organism in Eukaryota, Apicomplexa, Aconoidasida, Haemosporida, Plasmodiidae. The record is from RefSeq and is a predicted model, not a curated record. The transcript is spliced from 4 exons. Gene Ontology annotation, biological process: vesicle-mediated transport. Gene Ontology annotation, cellular component: membrane. Bases 1 to 1089 code for a protein of 362 amino acids.
AUGUCAUAUUCAACAAAAAAGAAGGAGAGCAAAAAGACUAUUCAGAAAAAUGCGAACAACUUUGAAUUUGGCGCGGACAUUCAAAAUGACAUUGGCAUAAUACAAUCCUACACCUUACGGAUCUCAAAAAUUAAUGAAAAUGAAGUUUGUUCCGUUGAGAGUUCAGAAAAAGUCCAAGAAAUUGUGCAGGAGGGGAAAAUGAAAAUCCAGGAGAUCCAGAGAAAGAUCAAGAGUUAUUCCAAUAGCGCAGAAAAUGUCCCCCCAGGCGAAAGGAUGCGAAUGAAGCUGAUGCUGCAGAAGCUGUCCAACUCGUACCUCGCAGCGGUGAACAAUUUCCAAAGUGCGUCAAAAAAUUAUAUCAACAAAACAGUUUUAAAUGACAUGCUAUCAAAAAAUAUGAACGAGUCAGGUAACAACUUAGAAUACGAUUCGCUCACCAACUUUUCUCGAAACAGUGAUUCAAAUUAUGACUCCAGUAGGGACAAGUUUAACGUAAACAUUUAUGAUUUUAAUUUUAACGAGAAUGAAAAUUAUGAGGGGAGUUAUGGCCCUUCCCCCCGGGGCAUGGAAAACGCAGGUGCGGGGAAAAAAAUGAAGAAGAAAUAUAAAAGUAAUAUUUUCACGGGGAGUAAGAAGAGCGAAGUUAAUGAGUACCUCCUGCAGAAUGAUGCGUACGGGCAGGGUGAUCCGUAUGGACAUGAGGAUUCCUACUUGGGGAGCGGUGCGUACGGGCAGGAUGUAGACCUGGAAGACCCCCAGCAAGAGAGGCAAUUCGUCUCGGUGAAAACGGUGGACAUCGAAAACGAAAUCUUAAGUCAGAAAAAUAAGGAAAUAAAAAAAUUACAUAAAGAUAUAAUAAACAUACAAGAGCUAUACAAGGAGCUAUUUGACCAGGUGAACAUUCAAGGGGAAAGCAUCGAUAACAUAGACUCUCAAAUAAUGACUACCCACGAUAACAUUCUUAUGUCCGGUCGCGAAAUUGAAAUAACGAGGAACAGGUACUUUAGGAACAUCCGGUGCAUGGGCUUCCUUUUUUUUGUUCUCAUAAUUUUGAUAGUAAUCAUUUUGGUUGUCUUUAGGGUUAUAUGA